This is a messenger RNA of Lampris incognitus (smalleye Pacific opah), 8774 nucleotides long. RefSeq names its product tensin 1b (gene tns1b). NCBI's taxonomy places the organism in Eukaryota, Metazoa, Chordata, Actinopteri, Lampriformes, Lampridae. Gene Ontology annotation, molecular function: protein binding. The transcript is spliced from 33 exons. Bases 351 to 5834 code for a protein of 1827 amino acids. The record is from RefSeq and is a predicted model, not a curated record. Gene Ontology annotation, biological process: fibroblast migration.
AGAGGCAGUCAGGAUCCAAAUUGAGACAGAGUUGGAGAAAGCAAGUCAGUGAGAGGAGAGGGAAUGAGAAAGCCAGCAAAAGAGAGUCAGAGAGAGAGAGAAAGCCAGCAAAAGAGAGACAGAUAGACAGAGAUAGAGAGCUGCACAGAGAGACAGGGAUAGCAGGAACCCCAAGGUGGAAGGGAGAGAGAGAGAGAGAGAGCUGCAUCAGUCCCUGCAGCGGCAGCAGUGUGUCUCCUGUGGUGAUGGCUUUGAUGUGUUGGACACGUCUUUCCCUGUGUGGACUAGUCUUCAGGAGCCCUGUAGCUGCUGGGCUUUAGGAGCACCGGCAUCAGUUCUUCAAGCCCACCAUGCCGUCUGUGUCUCUCAGCCUGCCAGCAGCCCUGGCUGGGCCUGCCCGCACUUGGGUCUGCCUUUCCUGCAUGUUCUGGCCAGAGGAGCUGGAGGCUCUCCAUUCCCAUACCUUCCGGGUGAAGACGUUCAAGAAGGCAAAGCACUGUGGUGUUUGCAAACAGAGUGUCAUCCAGGAGGGACUCAUCUGCCGAGUGUGCCGAAUAGCUUGCCACAAGAAAUGUGAGGUCAAGGUGUCUUCGACUUGUGUUCCUGCAACAAACUACGAGCUGGCGCCGAGCAGCGACCUCCCUCUCAAACAUGUAGACACAACGGGCUCAACAAAAUCCACCAAGAGCAUGGAGUCCCGGCGCAGACCUUCAAGGAGUGUCAGUCUGCUGCAGGCGCUGGAGGAGAACUAUGAGGUGGACCUCCUCUACAUCACAGAGAGAAUCAUUUCCGUCUCCUUCCCCAGCUCUGUGGAGGAGCAGAGCUAUGCCGCCAACCUGCGCGAGGUGGCCUCCAUGCUGCGCUCCAAACAUGGGCACAACUACCUGCUCUUCAACCUCAGCGAGAAACGUUAUGACAUCAACCAGCUUAAUCCAAAGGUUCUCGACUUUGGCUGGCCAGACCACCAUGCACCAGCCCUGGAUAAGAUCUGCAGCAUCUGUAAGGCCAUGGACACAUGGCUGAGUGCAGACAGCCACAAUGUGGUGGUCAUACACAACAAGGGCAACCGUGGCAGAACUGGGGUGGUGGUGGCAGCAUACAUGCAUUACAGCAACAUAUCGGCCAGUGCUGACCAGGCCCUGGACAGGUUUGCCAUGAAGCGCUUUUAUGAAGACAAAGUGCUUCCUGUGGGCCAACCGUCUCAGAAAAGGUAUGUGCAGUAUUUCAGUGGUUUGCUCUCUGGCCACAUCAAGAUCAACAACAAACCUCUGUUCCUUCAUCAUGUCAUCAUGCAUGGCAUCCCCAACUUUGAGUCCAAAGGAGGUUGCCGUCCUUUUCUUAAAAUAUACCAAGCCAUGCAACCCGUCUACACGUCUGGGAUCUACAACGUGCAGGGUGACAGCCAGACAAGUAUCUGCAUCACUAUUGAACCUGGCCUUCUUUUGAAAGGAGACAUCCUGCUCAAGUGCUACCACAAGCGCUACCGCAGCCCAUCCAGGGAUGUGAUAUUCCGGGUGCAGUUCCACACCUGCGCUGUUCACGACCUGGGGAUCAUCUUCGGAAAAGAUGAGCUUGAUGAGACUUUUAAAGAUGAUAGAUUUCCAGAAUAUGGAAAAGUGGAGUUUGUCUUCUCGUUUGGACCAGAGAAAAUACAUGGUCAAGGUAUGGACCACCUGGAAAAUGGGCCCAGUGUGUCUGUAGACUACAAUACCCAAGACCCUCUGAUACGCUGGGACUCCUAUGAAAACGUCAAUCAGCACUGUGAGGACACAACAGAAGAAGUCAUCCACACCCAAGGCCCCCUGGAUGGCAGCCUCUAUGCCAAAGUUCGUAAGAAGGAUUGCAUUGACGGGGCAGUCACAGUAAAUGGCCUCCCGCCCUCUGUUGUUGACCAUGUUCUUCCUGCAGUCGACCAUGCCUUGUCUGUGAGCAGCGACUCUGGGAAUUCCACCGCCUCCAUCAAGACUGACAGAACUGAUGAACCGGCUUCAGCCCCUCAGACAGCCGCAGUGAGCCAACAACACGUUGCUGUGGGUGAGGAGCCACCAUUGGUCCAUCACCAGCCCCCAGCCGCCCAACAACCCCUGAGUCCCCAGGAGAAACAGGAGCUGGACCAGCUGCUUAGUGGCUUAGAGGGGCCCAUGCACCGUCAGGGCUACCUACCCACCCCUACCUCAACCGUCGGAGGGAUGCUUCACUUGGUGCCUGCACAGGUCCAUGUGAAUGGGCACAGCAACAUCGACCGUGAGACGGACAUUUUAGAUGAUGAGCUGCCUACCAGCCAAGAGGGCAACAGCGUAGACAGUCUGGGGACGUUCUCCACAGAGGGCCGCGCAACACCAGCAGAUCUGUACUACCAGUCUGAGACAGUCAUCAAUGGUCAAGACCACGUGCCCUAUCUGGAGUGCAAUGUACCAGAGAAACCUCUGGAAACCAUCCAGUCACUGGCCAGGAUAUCUCACAAACCUGCCACCGUAACUCAAGGUGAGCCAGCCCCAUCCUCUGAGAAUUAUCUAGUUAGCCAGAAUGGCAAUCUGUUCCGCUCCCAGUCAUUUGGUGCGGAACUAAAGUCAAUGCCACGGGCUCCCACUCGCACCACCAGCAGCAGGGAUGCUGUUCAGCGUGGUCUCAAUGUUUGGCAACGGUUUGGUGUACCUGAGGAACCCGUAACUGAGGGGCUCAGCUUCAGCUCACCUCCUGUCAUGCCAAGCCAUCACAGCCUCCCACAGUUCCCUCACCGUCACAGCGCCUCCCAGCAGGAGAUUGAGCGGUCCAUCGAGACCCUCAACCUACUCAUGUUGGAUCUGGAGCCAGGCCAUCCAUCGGUGCUUAAGUCCCAAAGUGCUCCUCUGAGGGAGAACAGCGGCGUAGUUACCACCCAACCAUCCUUCACCCAGAGCCAAACCAGGCCCUCUUACCAGGCUGAUGCUGCCAUCCAUAACCAAUCCUCACCUGCUCACAUGUCACCCGGAAAGCCUAGAACGCCAGAGCCCCCUCUGAUCCAGGGAACUCGGGGUUACAUAACUGAACAAGCCGGAAUGAGACCCACUCCACAAACUUCCCCUGCUGUCGUGGGCCAACUCCAGCUUAAGCCCAUCAACACCUACCCUGCCAGCACACUGUCCCCUUCUGCUGAGGUUACAGAGCCUGAAAGAAGCCCCAGCUCUGCCGCGGCAUCACCCCAACCAAGAGACAGUGAACCUGAUGAGGUGUUCAAUGUAGAAGGCUUGGUGGCCCAGCGAGUAGCUGGUGUCCAGGCCCGUGGAAUGUCAUUGGAUGAGCCUUCAGGCCCGCCCCGCCGUCGCACCACCAGUGAUAGCCAGUUCCAAAAUGGCCCAGAUGGAGGACCCUCCCCUGAUGGUCCAGUUCGCUCCCCCAUUCGCUGUGUUUCUCCUGAGUUCGUCAAUGCCAUAGCAAUGAACCCUGGAGGACGGCCCAAGGAGAGACACAUGCAUAGCUACCGGGAAGCCUUUGAGGAGAUGGAGGGAGGCCCUGUCAGUCCCACGCCAAUAGCUGGUGGUGAGGUGUUCCCCCAAACCCCUGCCUUCCCCAUCUCGCCGCAAACCCCUUACUUCAACCUGUGCCGCUCCCCUCCUGGAUUGGCCAAGACCCCACUGUCAGCCCUGGGUCUGAAGCCCCACAACCCAGCGGAGAUCCUCCUCAAUCAAACAGGUUCAGCACCAAGAAGCUAUGUGGAGUCUGUGGCCAGGUCAGCAGUGGCAGGAGGCGAGCCAUCCACUUCACCUCGCAGCCUCAGCCCACCAGGAGAGGCUUUUGGCACACAGAGAAGCCCAAGUCCAUCUUCUACCCAUUCCCAUGCUCUGAACCCACCACUGUCCAGCAGCAGUCCCAUCCAGAGUUCACAGGGUGACCAGCCUUUAGCCGAGAGCAGCGUUAGCACUCCGUCCCAACCCACUACUGAUUCCGGCUUCCGCUCUCAGCCAUCGGAGAGUGCCUAUCCCACCCCCACCCCUUCCUACCAAGCAAACAGCACCCCCACCCCCUCCUACUUGGACUCCAGCUCUACAGCAUCCUCCUACCUUGGCACCACCAACCCUACUGUCUCCUACCUUGGCACCACCAACCCUGCUGUCUCCUAUCUUGGCCCCAGCAGCCUAGGAAGCUACAUGGCUUCAGACCCCAGCCCACCCUCGCCAGAACCUCCCCAGACCAUGCUGGGUUACGGAGGUCCACACACGUUGCAUCGGACAACUGUCCUCAACUCCGCUCACAGCCCCGUCCUUCAGCAACGUUCGAGCGCUGGUCAGGGCAGCCCCAUCAUGGGUCGGCAAACAUCACCAGCUAAUGGUUUGGAGGUGGGAAUCCCGGGUCUCAGUGGCAGUCCCAUCCUUGGCUGUCGUCCAUCUCAAGGAGCCCAGAACAGUCCAUCUCUGAGCAGACAAACCUCUCUAGGACAGGGAUCUCAGCGGAGCCCUGUCCUCAGCAGAGAGGCGUCCCUGGGCCAGCCUCUGCAGGGCAGCCCUGUGCUCAGCCAUCAGCCGUCCAUGACCCACCAGGGCAGUCCGGUUUUAGCCCGCCACCCGUCAGCAUCACAGGUGUUCCAGAGGAGUCCCAGUUUGGAUCGGCACCCUAUGCACAGUGGUUACACCACCCCAGACGAGAGGCACGGGAAUCUUUCACGGCAGAGCAGCUCCUCAGGCUACCAAGGACCCCCCACUCCCUCUUUCCCAGUGUCCCCUGCAGGCUUCCUGGACAGUGGUUUGAUGACUAUUGGCGCAGCAUUCCGGCAGGGUAGCCCAGGCCCUGGCUCCCAGCCCCAGCUUCCCGAAAAGAGGCGCAUGUCGAGUGGCGAGAGGCCAAAUGGGGCUCUGUCUUAUGGGACGCUAAAUGGAAAGAUGUCGUCCCCAGUGUCAAGCGGAGGCAGCACACCCAGCUAUUUCCACACACUCCCUGACUUCUCCAAGUUCAAUAUGCCAGAUGGAAGUCCAGAGACCAGACUGAAUGUCAAGUUUGUCCAAGACACGUCCAAGUUCUGGUACAAGCCAGACAUCUCCCGGGAGCAAGCUAUCAGCCUGCUGAAAGAGAGAGAGCCUGGGGCCUUCGUAAUUCGGGACAGUCACUCCUUCAGAGGGGCCUACGGCUUGGCCAUGAAAGUUGCCUCUCCACCACCAUCAGUGCAGCAGACCAAAAAAGCUGGUGACAUCAACAAUGAGCUGGUGAGACAUUUCCUUAUUGAGAGCAGUCCAAAAGGAGUGAAGCUGAAGGGAUGUCCCAACGAGCCUUACUUUGGCUGUCUGUCUGCUUUGGUUUACCAACAUGCCAUCACACCACUGGCCCUGCCCUGCAAAUUGCUCAUCCCUACUACAGAUCUGAAUGAGGAAGCUCCAGAGGUUUCCACCACAGCAAAUCCACUGGCUGAGAGACUAAAACAAGGAGCAGUGCAGAACACCCCUGCUGAUUCCCAUGCCUGCAACGUGCUCUACAUUAACUCAGUAGAGAUGGAGUCUCUGACGGGCCCUCAAGCAGUUGCCAAAGCGAUAUCCGAGACACUGGCUGCCGCCUCUCUGCCAACUGCCACAAUAGUGCACUUCAAGGUGUCUGCACAAGGCAUCACACUGACUGACAACCAGAGGAAGCUUUUCUUCAGACGUCACUACCCAAGCAACACUGUCACAUUCUGUGACAUUGAUCCUCAGGACAGAAAGUGGAGCAAACCUGAGGGAGGCACAGCCAAGUUCUUCGGGUUCGUGGCACGGAAACAAGGAAGCACAACGGAUAACGUCAGCCACCUCUUCGCUGAGAUGGACCCUGACCAGCCUGCUAGCGCCAUCGUCAACUUUGUCUCCAAAAUGAUCACCACGCAGAAACGAUGAGAGCUGAGCUAUCAGCAAAACCCUGGCGCUUUUUUAUGCCUUUGGUUGCUUCCUUUCCCUUUAACCACAGACACUUAUUUUCUGUUUUUGGACAAUUUUGCAUUUCUUUCUUUUCUUCUUUUUUUGUGCCACCUUACUUUUUCAGAUCUUUGCCUUUUUGUGUGAUAAGUGUGUUUGUAAGUUUGUUUGCAUAUGCACGUAUGCUAUGUGAGCAAACGAGAGAACAAAACAGGAGGGAAUAAAGGAAAACUAGUGUGUGUUUGUGUGUGUGCGUGUGUGUGUGUAUGUGCGCGCGUGUGUGUCUGAUUCAGUCUAUUUCUUUGUGUGCAGCAAGCAUGCACGUGCUUAUAUCUUGGACGGACUCGAGAAUGGACAAGAGGAAGUGCAGAAUGGGGCGUGUCUGUGUGUGAGAUGAUGGGAUGGGAGGCUAUUUUGUUCUCCGUGGCAGGGUAACACAUGAACAGGAAGAGGAAAUGAUGUUGUAUGAGCAUUUUUUUACCUUUUUUGUGAUUUUUUUUUUUUUUAAAGAAGAAGUCAAGUUGUGCGAUUUAAAGGCGGAUUGUAAAUCUAUCUGGCUUUUGACUGGUCAACCAAAGAUUUUAAAAAAGUUGUCAGGGCAUAUAGUUUGCCACUGUCAGAGGGUCAGAAAUAUACUUUUGUAAAACAAAUAUGGCUGCUUAAUCAAAAUUACUGAACUAUUUCUUUCCCUGUGUGUUGAUAUUGUAAGUCAAGUUCAUUCUUAAAAAAAUGUGUACUUUGACUUCUUGCAAACAAUGGUUGAGGACAUUGUUGUAAAUGGCAAGGUCAGUGUAAAUACUCUAGGUUGCUUUCUGAGUAGGCCUGUGCUAGAUGACUUUUGGUGCCUGACUUUUUUUUUCUAAUGAAGAGCUUUCUAAACAAAAGAGGAAAAGGAAAAAAAAUACAAAACAUAUCCUAGCUCUCAUAUAUAUGCAAUUAUCAAAAUCUAGGAUGAAUACUAUCCCCCUCCCCUCAGUACAGUAGAGUCGCUACAGAUGCAAUAGUUGUUCUGCCCAUCAAGGCAAAUUGCCAUCAGAAGUGUGCCUGGGGAUAAUCAGGUAACCAGACUUUGUGUGCAUGUCCUAAUCAGUGUUGUAACCACGUCAAAAGAGAAGACACCAGCUUGGUGGUAGCAGUGAGUCCAAACCGCCCUCUUUCUGAUUGUUCCGGUCAGCUCAGCAAAGACAUCCGAGGGGAUUAGCCUCCCAUCUCCCACUCCUCACCGUAUCCACAGUAACCGCCGCACUGCAUGGCCACACCAUUUCCCCAUCAUCAUCAUCAAAGGGCUACAGUGUUUUAUGAUAAUCUUUACAGCCAAGGGUUGCACUACUACAUGCUUUCCAUUUCUGCAUGUUAAAACUUCUGCAAAUAGAAAAAAAAAAGUUACCAUCCCUAUGCAUCAGCCGGCCAAAACACUCUUCUUACCCAAAAGUAAGCUAUACAUAUAAAAUAUACGUAUAUAGAUAUAUAGAAUUUCCAAACAUUGACUAAAAGUAUUUAUUUUUUUUGCUCUGUUGCUUUAUGUUACCUUGUAUACAUGUAUUAUAUAGUAUACAUCAAGAUUACUGAAAGCAGAAAGAAAAAAAAGCUCUUUAUUUUGGCUAAACUUUGAAAUCACAUGACUUUGAACUGCAUUGAAAUAUAUAUGGUGUAAAGUGUUUGCAUUUUAAGACGUUUCACUGUCGUUUUUUUUUUUUUUGGAAUAUGUUUUCACAGCAUUGCUUCAUUAUGCAACUCUUGUUUUCAGCAUCAGACACAAAGCUUCAUGUGGGGGGCUUUCUUUGAUAAGAGAGAGGCAAUACUUUGUAUGAAAGUUUUGUUUUGACAAAAGUCAAAAUGGAGUUAUCCUAAAGUGACGCCAAGGCAAAUCUUAGACUAGCUUAAUCCUGCUUGAAAACACAUUGUCCACGUUUAGCACUUAAAUGUUGUGGUUUCAUGUUAAUGAGUCAAACAUUUCCACUUGUCCAAAUGGAUGACCACAUGGACUUUGACAGCUUAAUGUUCACAGACUGGCCUCACUGGUCUUGCAUUCAAUGCUUGUAUGGAAGCAGUAAUACUAGUGCUACCCAUCACAUCUCUCCUGCAACAAUAAAGAGGAGGGGGGGGGGGGAUCUACGAAUUUAUUUAGUAUGUUACUGCUGCCCUCAUGUGGUUUACAAAUACUACUAAGCGAUCCAUUUUAGUCUACUGCAGUGUUUUAACUGUGAUUAUAGCAACUCAAAUGGUAAAUAUUUUAGGUAAUUUACUAAAUAUGUGGUCAUUAGAAAGGUCCCAUACAGUGAUCAAUAAUGAGGACUGGCCCCCUCCUCCUCUGCCUGCUACAUUAGGAGCAGUUUUAGUUCACAGCAUGAUAGUACCGUGGCUUAUAAUUAGGAGCCCACCUAAAUGCAUAGGGGACAAAAACAAAAACAAAAAAAAAGACAAAGAAAAAACACAAAGCACUUAUGGGGCGCUCUUACAAUUGACGAGAAUGUUCCGUAAUUUAUUAGCAUGUCAGGUAAAGCUCAGUUACUUUACAACGUCUUACAAAAUCCAGCCUUCUCCAGGAAGACGAGAUGAGCAGCUCAUGCUUCUGAUUUUCCCAUGGAGAUUGAUCCUCUGUGAUUACGAAGAGACUUAUGGGAAGUAAGAGUCGACAGUUUUGCCUAAGAAAUACCUGUUGAGGGAAAAAAUGGACUUCCUCCACCACAAAAUGAAUGUCAGCCCAACUUUUUUUUUUUUGUGCCAAGAAGGAAACUCCAGUGGGAUAUAGUAUCCACAUUGACUGACCAGUCUGGACAUAGAAUGUGUGUGAAUGAGCUACUCUGCCUGUAUAGAGCCUUGUAUGUUUUAUUUUUGGUUUGCUAUAUUGUAUGGCUUUUACUAUUUCUGAAAAAAAAACCACAUUAAAAAGAAAUACAAAUCACAAGUAUGCAAGAAUAA